Knipowitschia caucasica is the source of this 1401-nucleotide messenger RNA. The record is from the annotation of a GenBank genome assembly. NCBI's taxonomy places the organism in Eukaryota, Metazoa, Chordata, Actinopteri, Gobiiformes, Gobiidae.
AUGCCCUUCCUACGCGGGGCUCGUCCAUCUCAAGCCGGGCAGGCGUCUGGCCGUCACACUGGCCACCCGGCACACGUGAUGACCCUCAUCGAAGGUGCUGCUCUUCCGGCUGGGCCGCCUCAUCCUCGCAGUGCACGUCAUUCCUCAGGCCGUGGUUCAUCCCCAGGCUCCUGCGCGCUCUGCAACCCUGUUUUCCUGUUCGCAGGUGCUGCGCUGACCUCAGCUUCAGCUGCUGCCUGCCGGAACGGCGUCUUUCAUGAUGGCACCGCCUCUUCCACUUACUUAUUUCUUUUUCACGGACGCGGCUCAGUCCGAGGCCCCUGGACUCUGGAGGAGGUGGUGAGGGACAGGAGGCCCCUGGACUCUGUGGAGGUGGUGAGGGACAGGAGGCCCCUGGACUCUGUGGAGGAGGUGAGGGACAGGAGGCCCCUGGACUCUGUGGAGGAGGUGAGGGUCAGGAGGCCCCUGGACUCUGUGGAGGAGGUGAGGGUCAGGAGGCCCCUGGACUCUGUGGAGGAGGUGAGGGACAGGAGGCCCCUGGACUCUGUGGAGGUGGUGAGGGUCAGGAGGCCCCUGGACUCUGUGGAGGAGGUGAGGGACAGGAGGCCCCUGGACUCUGUGGAGGUGGUGAGGGUCAGGAGGCCCCUGGACUCUGUGGAGGAGGUGAGGGACAGGAGGCCCCUGGACUCUGUGGAGGAGGUGAGGGACAGGAGGCCCCUGGACUCUGUGGAGGAGGUGAGGGACAGGAGGCCCCUGGACUCUGUGGAGGAGGUGAGGGACAGGAGGCCCCUGGACUCUGUGGAGGAGGUGAGGGACAGGAGGCCCCUGGACUCUGUGGAGGAGCAGCACACGCCGCAGCAGCACACGCCGCAGCAGCACACGGCGCAGCAGCACACGCCGCAGCAGCCGCAGCAGCACACGGCGCAGCAGCACACGCCGCAGCAGCCGCAGCAGCACACGGCGCAGCAGCACACGCCGCAGCAGCCGCAGCAGCACACGCCGCAGCAGCACACGCCGCAGCAGCACACGCCGCAGCAGCCGCAGCAGCACACGCCGCAGCAGCCGCAGCAGCACACACCGCAGCAGCACACGCCGCAGCAGCACACGCCGCAGCAGCCGCAGCAGCACACACCGCAGCAGCACACGCCGCAGCAGCACACGCCGCAGCAGCCGCAGCAGCACACGCCGCAGCAGCACACACCGCAGCAGCACACGCCGCAGCAGCCGCAGCAGCACACACCGCAGCAGCACACACCGCAGCAGCACACGCCACAGCAGCAGCCGCAGCAGCAGCCGCAGCAGCACACACCGCAGCAGCACACACCGCAGCAGCACACACCGCAGCAGCACACGCCGCAGCAGCCGCAGCAGCCGCAGCAGCACACGCCGCAGCAGCCGUAG